Molecule: messenger RNA, 631 nt
Organism: Impatiens glandulifera
Lineage: Eukaryota; Viridiplantae; Streptophyta; Magnoliopsida; Ericales; Balsaminaceae
Product: peptide methionine sulfoxide reductase B5-like
Exons: 2
Coding region: 69-470 (133 amino acids)
Biological process (GO): protein repair; response to oxidative stress
Molecular function (GO): peptide-methionine (R)-S-oxide reductase activity
Source: RefSeq, a predicted model, not a curated record
UCAUUCUAAUAUAAACAUAGAAAAGAUAAAUCCUUAGUUCUUGAAUAACAUCAGAAGCAGAGUAAGCUAUGGCGUCCGAUGGUUCGGUUCAGAAAUCGGAGGAAGAAUGGAGGGCAAUUCUCUCUCCUGAACAAUUUCGGAUCCUCCGCCAGAAAGGAACAGAAGCCAGAGGUACAGGGGAAUAUGAUAAGUUUUAUGAUGAUGGAAUCUAUAACUGUGCUGGAUGCGAUACUCCACUGUAUAAAUCGAGUACAAAAUUCAACUCCGGCUGUGGAUGGCCUGCUUUCUUUGAGGGUCUUCCUGGAGCAAUUGUAAGAACGGCGGAUCCUGAUGGGAGAAGGACUGAGAUCACUUGUGCUGCUUGUGGAGGACAUUUGGGGCAUGUCUUCAAAGGAGAAGGGUUCAAGAACCCGAUUGAUGAACGUCAUUGUGUCAACAGUGUCUCUGUGAAGUUUCUUCCUGCUGUUUGAGUAUUAAUGGAGUCAAUGUUAUGAUAUAUGUUGAAUAAAUGAACUCUUCUACUUCUCUUGUUGAGAAGAAAUUACUUACUUAAAGAGCUUUAAUGGCUUAACAUGAACAAAAGGAAAAGAAUUAUGAUCAUAUGGUUGCUUGUCAUCCCCCUUUCUGUCUC